ACCAAUAACAACGUUGAAGAUACAUUUUUAGCCUAAAACGUGAUUUAAAACGUGGAAAACUGCGUUUUCUUGCUUUAAAUUGUUACUGUGUGAGAUGCUUCUGGUGUUUUAAGCAAGGUUCCUCAUUCCUACCAGGAUGGAUCUUGGUAAGGCGAAGCUGCUUAGGACAGGACUCAACACUCUGCACCAAGCUAUCCACCCUGUGCACGGGAUUGCAUGGACAGACGGCAAGCAGGUCUGCCUCACAGCUCUCUAUUUCAUCAAUGGUGAAGUUAAGUUUGGAGACACCAACGUCAUUGGGCAGUUUGAGCAUGUCUUUGGGCUGUUCUGGGGUCCCCUGUGCUGCUCCGACUCUCCUGCCCUGCUUGCUGUUCAGCACAAGAAGCAUAUUACGGUGUGGCAACUGCAGCUUAGUGCCCUUGAGCAGAACAAACUGUUGUGCACCCAGACCUGUGAGAUGAGCGAGCCUUUCCCUUUGCUCUCUCAAGGCUGCGUAUGGCAUCCUAAACUGGACAUUCUGGCCGUGCUGACAAAGAGAGACACAUCCGUGCUGUUUUCUGUCAGAGUGGACAACAGGAGGAUCAAAGCAGAUAUCAAAGGUGGUGGACUCAUUCAUUGUGCUUGCUGGACUAAGGACGGCACACGCCUUGUAGUGGCUAUAGGCAGUGCUCUUCAUUCUUUCGUCUGGAAUGACAUCCAGAAGACUUUAGUUGCCUGCUCCUUUUGCCCCAUUUUCGAUGUGGGGGGCUACAUCUGUGCCAUUGAGGCCACAGGGGAGGCUCAGGUAGCCGUGGCUACAGAGCUGCCACUUGAUAAAAUAUGUGGGUUAAAUGCUGGCUUAGCUUUUGACAUACCAACAGAGACAGAGCCAGGGCAUGGCUCACAUGUAGUCAUGUCAGAUGAUGAUAGUGUUCUGGACUCGAGGAGGAGAUCAUUUGAAUCAGAGAGAUCUUACAUCCCCAGCUCAGGCCCUCUUGAUCUUACCCAUCUGCUGGCGAGACACCGUCGCUCUGACCCCAGCCCGCUUAUCCAUUUGCGUCGCCGGGACACAAUGACAGGCUCAGGCCAGGACUGCUCACACCUUGUUCUGGUUACCUAUGAACGAAAGGUCACUACCACCCGCAAAGUCAGUAUCCCAGGGAUAUUGGUCCCUGACAUUGUUGCUUUUGAUCCACGUGCCUCCACUGUUGCAGUGGCUUCCAACACCUGCAACAUGGUUCUUGUGUAUUGCAUCACAGCCUCUGCAAUGCCGAACAUCCAGCAGAUCUCUCUGCAGCAGAACGACAGACCCAAAGGAGUCUGCUUCCUCAGUGACAAGGUGCUGCUGAUGAUGGUGGGCAGACAGAAGUCCACCGACCCCGCCUUCCUCCCAUCUUCCAACACUGAUAAAUAUAUUCUUCGUCUCAUAGCCAAAGAGUUGAUUUAUGAUGGAGGGACACCCAUUGCACCAUCCCCCUCUGCUCACAACCAUGAGUCUUCUGCUAAUUUGUGCGCAGGGAUUAGGAGGCACUCAGAACACCUGUCAAAGGAUGACAGAGAGCGCCAAGGGAUAAAAGACUUGGUGUUGCCCGGAAGGGGAGUAGUUUGUUCACCAGGGAACAGACGGAGGCUGAUUGAGGAGGUGAGGAGUGGCGAUCCCAGCCCCGUCACCAGCUCCGUGGACUUCUCCGACCGAUCAGACAGACCCCUGUCUAGUACCUCCUCCAUCACGGUGGAGAAUUUUGACAUGGACCACGUCAGCCGAAUGGCCAGCCUGGCAGUGGCCGGCCAGCCCAGCAGGGAUUCCAGUCGGGCCAGUUCUCCUCGCUUCGAACCGUCAGACAAGACUCACACAGAAACAACGCUUCCUGUGCCAGAAAAGGCAUCCAGCCAGGCCAAGGAGCGUGCUCUGGAGCAGCUAGUUGUCAACAUGGAAAGACUUUUUACACGCUUUGCAGAUGUACAGCAGUGCCUGACAGAAAUCAGAGAUUAUACGCAGAAUGGGAAGAAGGCUCAGAGUGGCUACCCCACUGCCAGCGAACCCCCAUAUGUCAACAUCACAUGCCAGAGGCAGCUAUCAGAAAAUGUGUUCAUCGAUGAGAGGAGGCCGGUGUUGCUGUGUGACGGAAAGCUGUGUCUACGUGCCCUCCAAGACCUCUUCAACUUAAGCAUUGUGGAGAUGCUGUACGGACCACUGUGGAUUGUACUAGUGGCAGAUGCGGAUGGCUUUGUGCCUCUGAUGUUUAAACCCAAAGAUGAACUCACAGUGCGGAACGGGAAAAGGAAAUCUCCCCUGCGGACUCCUGGAAGUCCAGAGAACUCUUGCCCAUCCAGUCCAGCACCCAGCCAAAGCCCCACCACGAUGGCUGCAGAGACCACUACAUAGUAACUCUUGCCUCACACCUCAGUGUACGGACUCAUUAAGAUGUAUUCCGAAUCAGAGGAUCAAAAUCAGAGGAAAUCUGAUGUGUGAAAUUAAGAUUUUACUCCUAAAAUGUUUUGAUUUAGCCCAUUGGUGUUACAGUUUUAAUUAAACUGCCCUGUAAAAAUAAAGAAUGUGUAACAUGUUGAAGAUAAAAAAGCACCUUUAACAAAUCUUGUCACAAGAGGGGGCAACACUC
Melanotaenia boesemani (Boeseman's rainbowfish) is the source of this 2600-nucleotide messenger RNA. Its product is annotated as WD repeat and coiled coil containing. The record is from RefSeq and is a predicted model, not a curated record. Gene Ontology annotation, molecular function: kinase binding. Bases 137 to 2365 code for a protein of 742 amino acids. Lineage: Eukaryota; Metazoa; Chordata; Actinopteri; Atheriniformes; Melanotaeniidae. The transcript is spliced from 4 exons.